UACGGGACAGAGGUCUCCUUGGAUCAGGACUUGGAGCGCCACAGAGUCGGACGUUCUCAGACGUGGCCGGCCUCCAGACCGCCGGCUGGACGCUGGACGGUUUGCUCACCUGUCUUCUGUGUUCUCUCAGGACUACAUGCAGAACGUCCACGGGAAGGAGAUCGACCUGCUGAGGACCACGGUGAAGGUUCCUGGCAAACGUCCUCCUCGAGCUGUUUCCACCUGCGCCGCCGUGCCGAGUCCCAAAACCAACGGCCUGACCAAGGACAUGAGCAGCCUGCAGCUGGGACAGAAUCCAGGUUCGGUGACCAGCAGCUCGUCGGCGUCUCAGAUGGCGAGCGGCGUCAGCCUGGUGUCCUUCAACAGUCGCGGCGGCCUCGAGGGGAUGCACCAGCGCUCGUACUCGGUCUCCAGCGCCGACCAGUGGACCGACGCCACCGUCAUCGCCAACUCCGGAGUCAGCACAGACACCGGCCUGGGAGACUCGGUCUGCUCCAGUCCCAGCAUCUCCAGCACCACCAGUCCCAAGAUGGAGCCGCCGCCGUCGCCGCACGCCAACCGCAAGAAGCACCGGCGGAAGAAGAGCACCAGCAACUUCAAAGCCGACGGCCUCUCUGGUACUGCGGAAGAACAAGAGGAGAACUUUGAGUUCACCAUCGUGUCGCUGACGGGUCAGUCGUGGCACUUCGAGGCCACGUCGUACGAGGAGCGGGACGCCUGGGUCCAGGUGAUCGAGAGCCAGAUCCUGGCCAGCCUGCAGUCCUGCGAGAGCAGCAAGAACAAGGUGGGUCUGGGUCUGGGUCGGGUCUGGGUCUGGGUCAGCAUUUAGUUAGCAUCGGCUAGCUCCAGUUAGCAGCAG
Molecule: messenger RNA, 859 nt
Organism: Stegastes partitus (bicolor damselfish)
Lineage: Eukaryota; Metazoa; Chordata; Actinopteri; Pomacentridae
Product: arf-GAP with GTPase, ANK repeat and PH domain-containing protein 1-like
Exons: 4
Coding region: 137-829 (230 amino acids)
Biological process (GO): activation of GTPase activity
Molecular function (GO): GTPase activity; GTPase activator activity
Source: RefSeq, a predicted model, not a curated record